GCAGCAUUUUUCAUCAACAGCUCUCCGCAGAUAUUGAGGAAAAGUUGGCGUCGACCCUCGGCUUUUUAUCUCUGAAAUGAAGUGCGUCGCUCUGUUAAUAAUCACUUUGGCAGUGGCGAAAUCAUGGCCUGCUACGCGGAGGGAACUUGAAGUGAGGAGAGCUGGAGCAAAAUUCGACUACCCUAGUAAAAGAAAAGCAGACUACCCUGGCAAAGCCGACUACCCUAACAAAGCUGACCACUCAGAGGAGUACCCUAAGGAAGCCGACUUUCCCAACAAAGCUGACUACCCUGGCAAAGCCGACUACCCUAACAAAGCUGACUACCCAGAGGAGUACCCUAAGGAAGCCGACUACCCUAAGGAAGCCGACUACCCUAAGGAAGCUGACUACCCUAAGGAAGCCGACUAUCCUAACAAAGCUGACAACCCUAGCAAAGCUGACUACCCUAACAAAGCUGACAACCCAGAGGAGUACCCUAAGGAAGCCGACUAUUCUAACAAAGCUGACUACCCUAGCGAAGCCGACUACACUUACAUAGCUGACGACCCAGAGGAGUACCCUAAGGAAGCCGACUAUCCAAACAAAGCUGACCAUCCAGAGGAGUACCCUAAGGAAGCCGACUAUUCUAACAAAGCUGACUACCCUAGCGAAGCCGACUACACUUACAUAGCUGACGACCCAGAGGAGUACCCUAAGGAAGCCGACUAUCCAAACAGAGCUGACGACCCAGAGGAGUACCCUAAGGAAGCCGACUACGCUUACAUAGCUGACGACCCAGAGGAGUACCCUAAGGAAGCCGACUAUCCAAACAGAGCUGACCACCCAGAGGAGUACCCGAAGGAAGCCGACUAUCCUGACAAAGCUGACUAUGGAAUAAAUAAUAAAAUUGAAUAACAUCAGUUUCACCUUCUCUGAUGAGUGCAAGCAUGGAACUAAUGUCAAUCAUAACCUUGUACUAAAAUUUGUAAGAACAGGUAAUAAUAGUCAUCAAGGACAAAUAAAGGAAGAACACAAA
Pocillopora verrucosa is the source of this 1016-nucleotide messenger RNA. Its product is annotated as fibrous sheath CABYR-binding protein. The record is from RefSeq and is a predicted model, not a curated record. NCBI's taxonomy places the organism in Eukaryota, Metazoa, Cnidaria, Anthozoa, Scleractinia, Pocilloporidae.